Messenger RNA from Colletotrichum orchidophilum, 2160 nucleotides. RefSeq names its product phosphatidylinositol-specific phospholipase C. NCBI's taxonomy places the organism in Eukaryota, Fungi, Ascomycota, Sordariomycetes, Glomerellales, Glomerellaceae. Bases 1 to 2160 code for a protein of 719 amino acids. The transcript is spliced from 2 exons. Gene Ontology annotation, molecular function: phosphatidylinositol-4,5-bisphosphate phospholipase C activity. The record is from RefSeq and is a predicted model, not a curated record. Gene Ontology annotation, biological process: lipid metabolic process; phosphatidylinositol-mediated signaling.
AUGGCGGACACAGCAGCAGCUCCUCCUCCGCCUAAGGGCACCAUCGUGUCCGCAACGUCGGAUCCUUCCAAGCCCUCGCUACGGUACCAGGCCGGCGGCGGCGCCAGCGAGACGGAGCGCUCCGUCAAGACGCUUGGCGACUCGGUCAUACCGCACCUGACAAAGAUCUUCAACGUCCACGCCGGCCAGGACGACAAGAAGUGGCACAAGGAGCAGAUUGCCUCGUUUCUGAAGAACGUCCAGGCCGAGGAGACGCCCGAGAGCCUGGUAGCCAACACGUCGGGAGCAGCUACCCUCGAGGAACUCGAUUUCAACGGCUUCCUCAACUACAUGACCUCGUCGGCCUCGGCCAUCACCCGCCCCGUCCAUGAGGAGGACCUGACGUACCCGCUCUCGAGCUACUUCAUCAGCUCCAGCCACAACACGUACCUGACGGGGAACCAGCUCUACAGCGAGUCAAGCACCGACGCGUAUAGGAACGUGCUGUUGAGGGGAUGCCGGUGCAUCGAGAUCGACGUCUGGGACGGCGACGACUCGGACAAUGAGGACGAUACGUCUGUCAGUAGUAGCGAUGAGGAGGCCGUCGCCGCUGCUGCUACUUCAGGACAUCCCAAGCCUAAGAAGGAGAAGAGGAGCAGGCUUGCGAUGCUCAAGGAUAAGAUGCCCGGGUCGCUGGCGAGCAGGCUGGAGAAGACGUCGCUGGGGAAGAAGAUGGACCAGAGGAUUGAGAAGUCUACGAGUCCGCCGGCGGAGACGGCCACCACCACCACUGAGAAGGGGGCCGGGGCCGGGAUUAGUACCGGAACGGAGCAACCGCCGCUGCAAAAGACGCCCUCGCCGAGGACAUUCCCCAUCGAACCACAAGUCUUCCACGGCUACACCCUCACCAAGGAGGUGCCCUUCCGGCACGUCUGCGAGACGAUCCGCGACUACGGCUUCCAUUCGGCCGACACGCCCCUCAUCGUCAGCCUCGAGGUGCACUGCAGCGCGGAGCAGCAGGAGGUCAUGGUGCGGAUCAUGGAGGACACCUGGGCGGGCUUGCUCGUGCCGACGCCCGACAUCGACGCCCCCGAGCUGCCCCGCCCCGCGGACCUACUGGGCAAGAUUCUGGUCAAGGUCAAGUACGCGCCGCCGCCGGGCGCCGGUGUGACUGACGCGCAGGACGACGACGACUCGGAGGAAGACGGCAAGGCGUCAACCACGCCACCGGACGCAAAUGUCGCGGCGGCUCCCAGCAACAAGGCCCCGGCGGCGGCGGCGGCGGCGGCGGCGGCGGCCAAGAAGAAACCCUCCAAAAUCAUCCAGACGCUGAGCAGGCUGGGCGUCUACACGCGCGGCGUGUCCUUCAAGUCCCUCACGCAGCCCGAGGCCUCGAUGCCGACGCACGUCUUUUCUCUGUCGGAGAAGGGCGUGAUGGAGGUGCACGAGAAGGAAGGGGCCGCUCUAUUCCACCACAACCGGCACUACCUGAUGCGCGCGUACCCGUCGGGCCUGCGCAUCCGGUCUUCCAACCUUGACGCGCCGGUCUUUUGGCGCAGGGGCAUCCAGAUCGUGGCGCUCAACUGGCAGAACUGGGAUGAGGGGAUGAUGCUCAACGAGGGCAUGUUUGCGGGCACAAAGGGUUACGUUUUGAAACCUGAGGGAUACCGAUGCCUACAAACCGGCUCAUCCCCGGAACCAUCCCAUACCGACAUCCCCCAAAUAGCCUACAAGACCCUAGACCUCCAAAUCGACGUCCUCGCGGCGCAGAACCUCCCCCUCCCGCCGGGCGACACCCGCAUCGCGGGCUUCAAGCCCUACGUCAAGGUCGAGAUCCACGUCGAGUCCCCCGAGGAGCGCCUGCCCGGCGCGCACAUCAAGGACGACGGCCGCGAGCGGGAGAGCGAGCACAAGGCAAAGACCAAAUCGAACCGCGGCGUCGACCCGGAUUUCAAGGGGGAGGCGCUGCAGUUUUCGGGGGUGCCGGGCGUGGUGGAGGCGUUGACGUUUGUCCGGUUUACCGUGCGGGACGACGAGAUUGGACGGGACGAUCUUGCUGCGUGGGCGGCGGUGCGGUUGGAUCGGUUGCGGGCCGGGUAUCGGUUCGUGCAUCUCAUGGAUUGCGAGGGGCGGUUGACGGAUGGGGUUGUGCUUGUGAGGGUUACCAAGAAGUUGACCUGA